Penicillium bovifimosum is the source of this 1674-nucleotide messenger RNA. RefSeq lists its product as uncharacterized. The transcript has a single exon. The record is from RefSeq and is a predicted model, not a curated record. Bases 1 to 1674 code for a protein of 557 amino acids. Lineage: Eukaryota; Fungi; Ascomycota; Eurotiomycetes; Eurotiales; Aspergillaceae.
AUGGCACCAGACGCACAUAUCCGCGUCUCCGCAGACCCAUCCAACCCCGACAAGGACCUCGACAAUGAUAACCAGGUCGACAACACGAGCACAAAGCCAGAUCCAAGCACAAGGACCAGCACUACCCUCUCUGCCCAGCUCAAUCAAGAAUGCAACCAGCUCCUCUCCGAAAUAGACGCCUACCAAUCCCUCCUCAAGUCAACACUUCGCAAUCCACAGCUCGUCGAGGUCCGCCAGUUCCGCUCGAGCGUUGCUUCUGAGCAGAAGAUUCUCCAGAGGCUGGGUAAGCAGAUUGAGAAGGCCGUUGGUGGUACAGAGUCCGGGCCGGAACCAGGAGACGGGGAAGCAUCCGACAUAGAGAUGCGAUUGGUGCAUGCGCUGCGCUCCUCGAAUCUACCGUUUUACCAGGCUGUCUGGAGUAUUGCUCGGGAGUCUUGUUCUGGGUUACUUGCGCUGGGGAAGAGAUUCUACUGGGAUCGGGAGACGAAGACGACGGAGAGGAAAAGCGCGGAGGAGAAUAAAAGGGCUGGUUCUGAUGGCCAGCCGAAGAAACAGGCUAAUAAAGAUAAGCGCAAGAGUGUGUUUGUGGAUAUUGUUGCUGAUGAUGGGGAGGAGUGGGUUAAAGUGUCGACUAUUUCGGAGAGUCGGCUUUUAUUUGAGAUGGCGAAGAAGGGGUGGGAGUGUGAUAGUGAUGAGGAGGAUUGGUCUGAUGACGGGGGGAAAGGGCGGACUGUGUUGCAGAAUUUUGAUGAUGAAGAGGAUGGGGAUGAUGACGAUGAACUGGAGCUCAUCAAGUUGGCUCGGGAUCUGAGGAAGGCGGCUGAUGCUACUCGGGUUAGAUAUAAGCAUCCUCGGCUACGGGUUGUUAUGCAUAAGAUUGAGGAAGGGAAAAUUCCUGCGAUUGAUGCUAUUUUGAAUGAGAUGCGGAGCUAUGGUAUUCGGGUUGAUUGCCAGACUCCGCCCACUGAGACGAGAACCGGACUGGAUCAUCUCCUGCCUCAGCCCUUCAAGAACUUGACUUCGACUUUGAAUGUCGACUGCACUUUACUGCUUGCCUUGGUAUCUGACUUGUCACACAUCAAGGACAUCCCGCUGGCACCACAUUUCCAUAGGGCCAUCGUUCGACAAAUCGAAGUUGAACGGGAAAAGCCUUUGCUAAGUUCUGAGCUCUGGCCGGCCAUGGAUGGUCGUGAACUCGUCGCUACCACAGAGGCUGUCACACGUUUCCGUGAGAUUGUGGAGACAAUCGGAACAGAGACCGAGAAGAGCAGGACUCGGAUGUUGCUGGAAGAACCACCGUACGACGGAAUGGAUUGCAAGGCUAUCCUCCAGAAGUUCCAAGAAUUGUCCGACUAUCAGCUCCCCACGGACUGGAAACUCCCCAUCAAGGUCGUUGAAGCUCUGCAGGUGAUUGAUUCGGCUAAGGCACAGGGUAGCCUCCAUCCAGUAGUGCAUGAAGUUGAGAAAGGCCUAUCGGAUAUCAACUAUAGCGUGUUUCUAUACGGCUGGGUCACUGGUUUGACGACCAUCUCCAGCAAUCGCACAAUCGACAAGCAGAUUGAGGAGACCAUUGAGAAGAACAGGGAUGGCGAUGAUGACCUCAGGGGCCCAGACGUCUGGAUUUGUGACACGGCGCGGAGUUUGGUGGGCAAAGAUAAAAAUAGAAGAGCAUAA